This is a messenger RNA of Drosophila takahashii, 1347 nucleotides long. RefSeq names its product Cellular retinaldehyde binding protein (gene Cralbp). Gene Ontology annotation, molecular function: phosphatidylinositol bisphosphate binding. Gene Ontology annotation, cellular component: membrane. The record is from RefSeq and is a predicted model, not a curated record. NCBI's taxonomy places the organism in Eukaryota, Metazoa, Arthropoda, Insecta, Diptera, Drosophilidae.
AGACCCCGCAUCAAGAAUUGCAAAACGGGCGUUUGGCAUUGCUCAUACGCAGCGUGUGACGUGCUAUAUAUUUAGCGUUAAAGGAAUCGAAAAAAUAGGGUUAGCCGCAAUCAUCGCCUGACUGUACAGUAGCCACAAGCUAAGAGUGAUGAAGGAGACCAAGAUGGUGCAGGAUCAGGGAGAUUCCCUGCCUGAGUCGCUGCUGAAGAUCGCCAAGCGGGAGUUGCGCGAAGAUCGAUGCACCCGGGAGCAGAGCCUGGAGCAGCUGCGCAAUUGGGUGGCCAAGAACGAGGAUCUGCAGAAUGUCCGGAGCGACGACACCUUCUUGCUGCGCUUCCUGCGGGCCAAGAAGUUCAGUGUCCCGAUGGCGGAGCAGACGCUGCUCAAGUACCUGAACAUCCGACGCACCUUCCCGCACAUGAGCACCCAGCUGGACUAUUUGGAGCCGCGACUCGGCGACCUCAUCGAUCAGGGAUACAUCUUUGCGGUGCCGCAGCGGGAUAAGCAUGGUCGCCGGGUGGUGGUCAUCAAUGCCAAGGGACUGAAUCCGAAAAUCCACAGCAGCUCCGACCAGGCCAAGGCGCACUUUCUCACCUACGAGUGCCUGAUGGAGGACCAGGAGACCCAGAUCACCGGGCUCACGCAUGUGGGUGACUUCGCCGGCGUGUCCACGGCGCAUGUGACCAACUGGAAUCCCACCGAGUUCGCCCGCAUCUUCAAGUGGGGCGAGCAAUCGCUGCCCAUGCGUCACAAGGAGAUCCACCUCAUCAAUGUGCCCUCCACUCUCAAGUGGCUCAUCGAUUUCGUGAAGAAUCGCGUCAGUUCCAAGAUGAAGCAGCGCCUGAUCAUCUACGGCAGCGAAAAGGAGCUGAUGAAGUGCGUGGAUCAGGGAUGCCUGCCGCUCGAGAUGGGCGGCACCAUGCCCAUGCGCGAGAUGAUCGAUCUGUGGAAACAGGAACUGGCGGCCAAGCGCGACUUGAUCCUCGGCCUGGACAAGAGCAUCCUGCUCUCCGAUCGCGGCAUCCAGCGGAGGAGCAGCUACAACGCGGAAAAGGCCUCCACCGGCGGACCCAACUUCGUCUCACAAAUCGAGUCCAUCGAGGGCAGCUUUCGGAAGCUGGAGUUCGACUAGCCGAUCAUCUAGUUCUAGCUCUGUAGUAGUUUUUAGUUCCUAGUCUUAGGCAUCAUCCGUUAACGCAACGCUUCGCCGGUCCCCCGAUCCUGGCCAGAGCCGAUCCCGGGGAUCCCUGAUUCGCUUAUCGGUGGCACCCGCUUUACUCAUCCUGCGCUUCUUUGUAUACUGUGUUUUGUGUUUGGCGUACAAUAAACGAGAGGAAUAACUUGGAA